AUGGCGAAAUCACUAUCAGCACUUCUGGCGCAAGCUUCUAUUGAGGAUCACGAAGAAACCCUACGAGCCGCCAACGCCGAGAUCAAGAAGAACAAGAGCAAUGUAGAUGCUCAGCACGCGAAAGCGGUUGCGCUGCUGCAUCUAGACGACUUUGAGGGCGCACUUAAGGUUUUCGACGACGUGAAGGAGCUGCAGCAGAAGGCGCAAUUCGAGUACGCAUACACGCUGUACAAGACUGGAGACGCGGCAAAAGCUGUACAGAUCGCACAGAGCUCAGGAUCGAACACUUCAGACCGAAAGACACAGCACAUCCUUGCCCAGGCUGCAUACCGGUCAGAGAACUUCGCACAAGCAGCAAAGGUCUACAAGGAGCUCGCAAACCACCACGUCGAACACGAAGCCUUCGACAUCAACAUUAACUCGGGAGCCGUGGACGCUCAAUUGGAGUGGACGGGCCAAGGCGAGCUGGCGCAAAAGAAGAAGCCCACCAGGGAAGAUCUUGAGGCGUUCGAGACAGCAUUCAACGCGGCAUGUGGAAGCAUCUCGAGAGGCGAACUGGCGCAGGGAGAGGUGUGCCUGAAGAGGGCCAAGGACCUGUGCAACGCCGUGUCAGACUUCAGUGAAGAGGAGAAGAAGGCCGAGAUCCUGCCCAUUACUGUGCAGCAGGUCUUCGUGCUGACACAGAUGGGCAAGCUUGACGAGGCAGAACAGCUGGCUACCACCAUUCCAUUUGCCGACAUCAAGGAUCUGUCCGUCCGCUACAUCGCACAAGUCAACAGCAUCGCCGCAUCGAAAGAGCACUCGAACCCAUACCUGUCACACCGUCUGUUUCACUCAUCGCCGAAACCGCCCGUUACGAACCAGCACUUUUCGUUCCAAGCAAACAUCCUUCAACAGGACGAAUACGUUAUUUCGCUCCUAUCGCAGAAGAAUGCCGGUGUUGCAUCGACCACUGAGAAGGUUAUUGCAGCAUCGUCAGCCCCAUCUCUAUCGCCAGCCGUCAACAUGGCCGGUGUCAUCAAUGCCGCCGCUCACACACGCAACGCCGAAACUGAGAAGGCAGCUCUGAAGGAGAUCCUACCCUUGUUGGAGAAGAGGCCCAACGACGUCGGCCUGAUCCUGACAAUUGCGCAUCUCUACAUCAUUACCAACAACUAUGCCGCGGCCACUCACCUUCUGGAAUCGUUUUUCAGGCGUCUUGAGCAGAGCGGCUCUGCAUCCGACCUCGAUGUGCGAUUUGCACCUGGCCUGAUCGCCUCGCUUGUUUCGCUAUACGCACAGCAAGGGCGUCCGGGGGCAGCAAAGUCUGAACUCGCGAAAGCAGCAGAGUACUGGAGAAAGCCGCACAAGUCCAAGACAGAGGCCCCCUCCAAGUCCCUUAUGGUUGCAGCCGGCACCGCACUUCUUGACACCCACAGCCCCGAAAACGCAAAGGCAGCUGGUGCCAUCUUUCAAAGUCUUCACGAGCAGGACGAUGAAGACCGCGCCGCCAUUGCCGGACUAAUCGCCGCGCAAAGCAUCUACGACCCCUCCGCUAUCCCCGCAGACCUUCUUGCCUACCUCCCUGAAGCCAAUCGCCUGGUCGCUGACAUCGAUGCCGCUGCUCUUGAGUCCGCAGGUGUCCCCGUCGGCACCCUCACAACUACAAACCUCGCCGCCGAGGCCCGCAAGCGCAGCACCGCACCCACAAAAACCAUUGCACCGCGAUCGAAGCGGUUACGCAAGGCACGCAUGCCCAAGGACUUCGAUCCGAACAAGAAGAUCGACGCCGAGAGAUGGCUGCCGAUGCGCGAUCGCACGUACUACCGUCCAAAGGGCAAGAAAGGGAAGAAGAGGGCCGAGGGACUCACCCAGGGCGGGCCGGUCGCAGAGGAGAAGAAGGCCGAUGCUGGCGUUAAGAAGGACCAAGGGAAGGCGAAGAAGAAGGGCAAGGGCAAGAAGUAG
Molecule: messenger RNA, 1944 nt
Organism: Ascochyta rabiei
Lineage: Eukaryota; Fungi; Ascomycota; Dothideomycetes; Pleosporales; Didymellaceae
Product: Signal recognition particle subunit SRP72
Exons: 3
Coding region: 1-1944 (647 amino acids)
Biological process (GO): SRP-dependent cotranslational protein targeting to membrane
Cellular component (GO): signal recognition particle, endoplasmic reticulum targeting
Molecular function (GO): 7S RNA binding; ribosome binding; protein binding
Source: RefSeq, a predicted model, not a curated record